This is a messenger RNA of Metarhizium acridum CQMa 102, 2427 nucleotides long. RefSeq lists its product as uncharacterized. The record is from RefSeq and is a predicted model, not a curated record. NCBI's taxonomy places the organism in Eukaryota, Fungi, Ascomycota, Sordariomycetes, Hypocreales, Clavicipitaceae.
AUGCGCGGCAACACCAUUGUUGGUGCGGCUCUUCUUGCCGGCACGGCAGAGUUGGCGGCUGCCGAUGGCUGCAAUGCCGAUAAUUGUCUGCGAGCAAUGAGGGCGACACAGAUCCCCGGACGUCUCGAGAGUGCAAAGGCAUUCUGUGCCACAUACACCAAGGCGACUGGUACUGUUGCCCCGACGGCGGUUCCAUCGUAUGCCGCGGAUGGCUGCAAGGACAACAUGAAUGGUCCCAUGGCCCUGAGAAUCUCCAGCGCUUGCUCUUGCAUCGCACCCGGGCCUUCGACCACAUCAACUCCCACGCCUCCCACUUCGACGGCUCCCACCACGACGCCAACCUCAACAGCCACCGGACACCCCUGCGCCCAGGUUAGCGCGUCAUGGGCAGAGCAGAGGAAGACGAGAGCUGUCCCCACUGUGGCCGCGUCAUUGGCCCACGAGUGUCUCAAAACCGUUCCCUUGGGCAAGUAUGAGGCAAUCCAGCUGAUUGACGCCAUCGAGCCCUACCUUGAGUGGCAGAGUGACGCCGCUUACAAGAAGGAUCCUCCCAAGUCCUACUUCUAUCCUGGGUUUGACAUCUUCGGCAACCUGGCCAGGGUCCGGUCCAAUGUCGAGGCUGGCAAAUAUGCUGGCGAGUUCGAUUUCCAGACCGACCUCUACAAGCAGGUUUGGGCCCCCGGCCAGGACGGCCACUACGUUUUUUACCCCGACCUGUUGGCUAGAGCCUUCAAGUGGAGGCGUGCUGUUCCUCCCAUUGUCUCUAUUAGUGAGGACGGCCAGUCGCUGCCUGUCAUCAAACUUCAGGCCGACGUGGUUGCCAACCCCAAGACGGCGCAGGCCAUCACCAGAAUCAACGGUAUUGACGCCGCCAAGUACAUUGAGGAUACUGUCAAUGCUGCCAGUUACCUUCAGGAUGUCGACUCAUCCUACAACACCAUGUUCUGGUCCAAGUCCACCGCCGCCAACGGCGGAGUCGGCAAUUUCAUUUCCGGUGGCCGCAGUGCCAUGUUUUACCACGGUCAUAGCACCAAACUUACCUACGCCAAUGGCACAACCGUGGAGAUUGAGAACAAGGCCACUGUUGUCGGCGACAUGACUGAAGUUGUUGACGGCCCCUCCAUGUACAAGAAGUUCUGUACGCCCGUGCCCCUUCGGUCUAAUUCAGCUUCUGCCGCUGCCCUCCCCGGCGUGGCCAUCCCUGGCUAUCCCAAGCCCGUCAUUGCCUCCUCCGACGGUGUCGUCUCUGGCUACUACCUCAACGGCACUGGCCUUGAUGACGUCGCCGUCAUCUAUCUGAUGUCGUUCGAGCCCAGGAGUCCUGCCGAGUUUCAGGCUGUUGUCAGCGACUUUCUGCGCGAGGCCAAAGCUGCUGGUAAGACCAAGCUCGUUGUCGAUUUCCAGAACAACGGCGGCGGCUACAUUCUUCUCGGCUAUGACUUCUUCCGCCAGCUGUUCCCUUCUGUCGUGCAGGACGGCAACUCUCGCUGGAAGCAGAGCAAGAGCUUCGCAGCCAUGGCUCGUCUCAUCUCCGAUGCCGUCAAGGAUGUGAAUCCCGCCACUGAAACGAAUAGCGACCUCAUCGAGUUGUAUCAGACAUGGUGGAACUACAGAUAUGACAUGAACAUUACCAACGAGAACUUUGCCACCUUUGAGGACAAAUUCCACCCUCAUGUCUACAAGCACACCGACUACACCAACCUGAUGCGAUGGAACCUCAGCGACCCCCUGACCACCACCAACACGACAUAUGGCAUCGGCAUCGAGAUCUCGGGCUACGGCACACGCGCCAACCUCUCCCAGCCAUUCAAGGCCGAAGACAUCAUCAUUCUUUACGAUGGCGCCUGUUCCUCCACGUGCACUCUGGCAUCCGAAAUGCUCCGGCUCCAGGGCGGCGUCAAGUCUGUCGCCAUGGGUGGCCGCCCCAAGCAGGGUCCCAUCCAGGGUGUCGGUGGCGUCAAGGGAUCGCAGGUCCUCAACCUCCUCAACAUUUACACCUACGCCAACUACCUUUCUCAGCUCACCAAUGACACCGGGACCAAGGCCGAACUACAGCGCUUCACGGCCUUGCCCAUGCAGCGAUCCACUGGCUCUGCCGUCAAUGUCCGAGACCAGAUCCUCCGCGACAACGUCAACGACGGCGUUCCCGCCCAGUACAUCGCCGAAGAGGCCGACUGCCGCCUGUACUGGACGGCGCCCAUGAUUUCCGACGUCACCGAGGUGUGGAAGUCUGCUGCCAACGCUGCCUUCAACGGCGCCAAGUGCGCCCACGGCGGUAUUGCCGGGUCGAAGGCGAAUCGCAGAAGCCCCGUUGCUCCUGCUCUGAGUGCCCGUCGUCCCCCAAGGAUGUCCGAGGCCGUGGACAAGACUCCCAUUGCACACAGCCUGAACUGGGAGGCCCAGCAUCUGCAGAUGGCUAUCAACUAA